Lithohypha guttulata is the source of this 960-nucleotide messenger RNA. RefSeq lists its product as uncharacterized. Lineage: Eukaryota; Fungi; Ascomycota; Eurotiomycetes; Chaetothyriales; Trichomeriaceae. Gene Ontology annotation, cellular component: plasma membrane; cell cortex of cell tip. The transcript is spliced from 2 exons. Bases 1 to 960 code for a protein of 319 amino acids. Gene Ontology annotation, biological process: fungal-type cell wall organization. The record is from RefSeq and is a predicted model, not a curated record.
AUGCUUAAUAUUGGUCUUUCUUGCAGGCUCAAUAGACAGGAGUUCGACGUUGGACAGCCUGUACUUCGCAAAAGUGGCUUCUCUUUCGGUUUACAGCUAUAUCAGUAUGCUAAUUGCCUUCAGCUUGAUCUCUCCAAUUUCACAACGACAGCCUCUGCAAACCUCGCAGGUGGCACGACUGGCGCAAAUCUUUCCGUACUCGGCGGGGCCCUCGAAGCAGCGAAACAGCAGCUGAACAUGUACGAUUACUAUACCUUAUAUUUGCGUGGAUACUGCGGCUGGAACGGUGAUGACCUGUACGCGAACUGCUCCUCUCCACAAACGAUCUUUUGGUUCGACGCCAUCUCGAUAUGGGGACUCGACUCAAACACUACAGGAACUGAGAUUGAGGAUCUCCUGCCCUCGUCCUUGAGGACCGGCUUGAACACGUAUGAGAAGGUUAGCAAGGCCAUGUCUAUAAUGUACAUCGUUGCUGUGGCAUCGACUGCCGCAACUGUCCUGGUGGGCAUUUCUGCCAUCUUCUCCAGAUGGGGUAGUUUUGCUACUACUAUCUUCGCGGCUGCUUCGAGUAUCUUCACACUCGUGGCUUCUGUUGUCGCGACGGCUUUGUUCUUCACAAUGAAAGGAGUGCUGAACGAGACACUUGAAGAGGAUUACGGCAUACGCGCUGAUGUUGGCAACAAGGGCUAUAUUGUCACCUGGGUUGCGACCGCAUUUGCUGUUGGUGCUGGGCUCUUCUGGCUGUUAUCCGUGUGCUGUUGCUCUGGAAGAUCGCCAUACAACCCAGGAUCGAAGGAUGCCCGAAGAACCAGAGCUGAAAAGACACCAUAUACAUAUGAAAGGGUUGGUAGUCCAUAUCUCGGACCUCAAGGAGGACAGGCAGUCCCACUGACAAACAUGGGGAGUGGCGCCCCGUCAGCUCAAAAACACACAGCGUAUGAGCCGUUCAGAUCACAAUAG